Messenger RNA from Lampris incognitus (smalleye Pacific opah), 4165 nucleotides. RefSeq names its product lysine-specific demethylase 9. The transcript is spliced from 7 exons. Lineage: Eukaryota; Metazoa; Chordata; Actinopteri; Lampriformes; Lampridae. Gene Ontology annotation, cellular component: nucleus. Bases 1 to 2490 code for a protein of 829 amino acids. The record is from RefSeq and is a predicted model, not a curated record.
AUGCGCAGUGGGAAUUUCGAGCCCUUUAAAUGUGCCGUACGUGCAAAGAUGGCAGCCCGAGUCGACUUGCUCCGUGCGAAAGUGGAAGACAAGAUAAGGGCGAGCACAGGCGGGUUUACCGCCGAGAAGGGGAAGAGGAAGAAGCGGGACUCGUCUCCGCCGGCUGUCGUAGGCGACGUCCCGGAUAAAGACGCCAAGAAAGUGAAGGUCCAUCAUCACCAGCACCAGCACCGCCUCCAGCACGCUGUGCAGCGAGCGCACCAGCCGCAUCAACAGCUGCAGAAUGCCCGACCUCGCAACUUUGCCGCCGAAAACCCCGCCGUACACCACUGCCAGCGCAACCACAGCCAUAACAACCACCACCACCACCACCAUCACCACCACCACCACCACAGCAGCAGCAGCAGCAGCAGCCACGCCGACGGGGCGAAGAAGGAGCUGCAGGCUGCGUUGCCGCCCCCGCCGCGGAAGGCGCCGCACCAGCAGCUGGAGAAGAAACGAGCGCCGCCCUCCGCGCCACCUGCGCCCUUCACCUGUACGCCCCUCAAAGUGGCCACGGCCGACGGGUGUAAAGACAAACACGCGCGUAAAGACGCUAAACUGAAGCCCAAGAAGGAAAACGCCGAGGCCAAUGUGAAGCGCGCCGAAGUGAAGAGAAAGAAAGAGCCGAGGCCCCACGACGAGAAUGUUACGUCUCAGAUGCUGGAGAAAUACUUGGGGAAGAAGAAGAAGAAGAAGAAGAAGCACCACCACGAGGAUGAGCACAGUGGCAAGAGAGUCAGACACACACACAACAAGGAGGUCCAGACUGUGUGUGCAGGGCUGGCGGCAGAUCUCGCCCCGUCUGUUCGCCCUGACACCACUUUACCUCGCGGCACGAAGCAAGAAGGCACCUGCCAGCAGAAUACAGGCACUACUGACAGCUACCACCACCCCUACACCCACACUCCUAAAGUGGCCCACACGCCUUUUCUUUCCCACCAAGACCACUACAUUCGCAGCUCUUGCCUCCAGACAGGCACCUGGCAUGGACACUUCAUGCAUGAGGAGAGGCAGGCCAAUGGCGGGGCAUCAGUUCUGCAUGCCUAUGCCGACGAGCUGGCCUGUUUGAACCCUGCUGACAUGGAGAGCUUUGCCCAGGAGUUCCUGGGGCUGACCUUUGCUGAGCACCCCAAAGGUGCAGCCCGCCACGCCUUGGCAGUGGUGCAUGGCGCGGCUGCUUACCUACCUGACUUUCUGGACUACUUUGCCUUCAACUUCCCCAGCACUCCUGUCAAAAUGGAGAUACUAGGCAAGAAGGACAUAGAGACCACCACAAUAGCCAACUUCCACUCUCAGGUGAGUCGGACUUACUGUUCAGGGACAUACCGGGCCGGACCGAUGAGGCAGAUAAGCUUGGUGGGAGCUGUGGACGAAGAGGUGGGAGACUAUUUCCCCGAGUUCCUGGACAUGCUGGAGGAGUCACCUUUUCUCAAGAUGACCCUACCGUGGGGUAGCCUCUCCAGCCUGAAGCUGGAUUGUCGCUCUCAGAGUGAUGACGGGCCUAUCAUGUGGGUCCGGCCAGGGGAGCAAAUGGUACCCACUGCUGAUAUGCCCAAGUCUCCCUUCAAACGACGCAGGUCAAUGAACGAGAUUAAAAACCUGCACUACCUGCCAAGGGCCAGUGAACCCCGGGAGGUUCUGUUUGAGGACCGGACCAAGGCCCACGCUGACCAUGUAGGCCAAAGCUUCGACUGGCAAAGCACUGCUGCUGUUGGGGUACUGAAAGCUGUGCAGUUUAGAGAGUGGAGCAAUCGACCUCGCAUAACCAAAGAUGUAGUAUGUUUCCAUGCGGAGGACUUCAAUGAUGUCGUCCAGAGGCUGCAGCUAGAUCUCUAUGAACCCCCUGUGUCUCAGUGUGUCCAGUGGGUGGAUGAUGCCAAGCUCAACCAGUUAAGGAGGGAGGGUAUCCGAUACGUUCGCGUCCAGCUUUGUGAUGACGACAUCUACUUCAUCCCUAGGAACGUCAUCCACCAGUUCAAGACCGUGUCCGCAGUCUGCAGCCUGGCCUGGCACAUCCGCCUCAAACAGUACCACCGAGAGGACAAAGACCAGGACACGGAGGAGGAGGAACAACCGCCCAGCCACCUCAGCCCUACCUCAGGCAAAGUCUCAUCCUCCUCACCCGCGAGACCCGACACCACCAUGACCCCCUGUGCUCACCCACAGGCAGACAACAUCCAAGGUGGAGUGGCCAAAACCGAGGAGCCCGAGUUUCAGAGGCCAGCUACUCCUCCCCGGGAGCCCCAGCCAGCGCCUCCUCAGCCCACCAAGUCAGCUCAUUUACCGCCGCCCUACCAGGAUUCCCACCCUGCUUCAUCACCACUAUACUCUGGUUGUAAACCUCCAGCCUCAGAGCCCACGCUUCCACAAGUCACAGCCCAGCCUGUUCCACCCUACCCCUCUGCCCAGUGCCACGUUCAAUACCACCCAACCGAGCUGCCCAAAUGACCCUACUUUAACCUCCCCCAUCUCUCUCCCGCCCUCUUUGACACUCCUCAACCGUUGUGGGAGGAGCUUAAUUAAAGGGAUAUUAAGACUGAAUUAACAUAUAGUUGUGUAUCAAACCGGAAGCUUUUCAACUUCCUCUCUUAAAUUAUUGUUCACACUUUUUUUACCUGUAAAUGUUGUUAAAAAAAAAUCCCUGCAGGUUGUUUUUUCCCUUAGCCAAAGUGUUUCAUUCAAAGGACAAUAUGGAGUAAGUUUUGUUGGUAUUUUGUAUAUGGUAGCAACUAGACUGGAAUUCUUUAAAACUAUUAUCACUGACUUAAAGUGUGUGUCACGAAAAGCAGCUGUUGUUUCAAAUGGAAAAAUUUAAGCUGAUAUGGCCGAAGAGCCAAAAUGUUCAUUUUUUUUAAGGUCUCAGAUGUUAUUACUUGUACAUACGGCAAAAUUUAUUCUCGGGAUGCUAAAAAAAAAAAUUCCAGGUGUCUUCUAUAAGGUUCAACAAUGCAAAAUUGAGUCCGGUUCUGCCGGAUCAGGAAACACAUAUUCACUACGGUAUAUAUGAUACUACCUCGUUAGUUCGAGACUAAUAAAGGCAUGUAUACGAUGUAACCGUACCAGGAGGUACAGUAGAUUAAAAUUCACACUUCAAACAUUCUCAAGGUCUGCUCAGGACCGGUCUAGAAUUUGAAUUAUAAUGGUAUGAGCACUUGAUAUUCUACCCCCCCCCCCCGCUCCCAUCACUCAAAUAGUUGUAUAGCUAGCUGCAUGCUUCUCUUUUUAGCCCAACGCUGUUUUCACAGUGCCCUUGCCCCCAAGGUCGAUGCUGCUUUUGAUAAUUUAUUUAUUUUCUUAAGCUCGAGGUUAAAGUAGGAACACGGGUUCAGAACCGGUGGUCACUAUUUGACGUUAGAGUCUAACCGUAGGAGCACUUCUCAAUGAGGAAAAUGAUGGAGGAGUUUAUGGCUGUGACGUUGCACUUAGCGAUAACUGUCAGGAUUAUUUUUUCCCCCUCCCUGGGAGAGAGAUGGUGGAAUUUGCCCUCACGAUUUGUCAUGUGUUGGUGUCAUAUUAUCGUCCCGGCCGGGGAAGAUGUGAAUGCUGUCAGUGCGCUUCACUCAUCCCUGUGUUGUUGAAAACCUACACUCUCUUUGGUUUCAGGUGAAAUUGUCACUACAAUGAAGGCACCGUUGUAGAAUUUGUUGUCACGGUAGCAGCAACUUCCUCUUCAUGUAAAUGUGUGGGGAUGCGGCCAGUCCCCACCUUUUCUGAUGGGUGGGGUAAGUUUGCGGUAAUGAGGAAUCCUGUUUAACUGAUAAGAGUAUUCAGACAGUUGCUGGUAAAUGAAGGUAAAUGUCAGAUCUGUUUGCAAAAGUUACCCGCCUGUCUGUCAUGUAAUGGCUUCCGAGAUUGGCUUUAAUGUGGACGCCGUUAAAUCCUGAUUGGAGUGGAAGAAGCCUUUAUAACUGUGGCAGUCCUCUGACAGGGAGGUAGGAGUGUGAAGAUAUUGCCUUUGCUCUACUGGUAUCAUAGUGCCUUGUCUACAGCUCCCAUCAUUUGACACUGUAGUUUCUUUGUUUUUUUUAAAAAAAAAUUCAUUGGAAUUUUCCCCUCUUUUUCUCCCCAGUUGUACCCGGCCAGGUACCCCAUUCCUCCGAGCCGUCCCGGUCGCUGCUCCACC